Penicillium hordei is the source of this 426-nucleotide messenger RNA. RefSeq lists its product as uncharacterized. The transcript has a single exon. The record is from RefSeq and is a predicted model, not a curated record. NCBI's taxonomy places the organism in Eukaryota, Fungi, Ascomycota, Eurotiomycetes, Eurotiales, Aspergillaceae. The coding region runs from base 1 to 426 and encodes 141 amino acids.
AUGUCCAACACCACUGCGCAUACCACUCAGAUCUUCUUUGAUGAACAUUUGCGGGGUGAGAUUUACAGAAACUAUCCAUCCACUCUCCAGGAUGAUGUUCCAAUCGUUCUUGAUGGUGACGAUUCUUUUAUUGGAGAAGCUGCUUCUGCAGGAUAUGACCCCUACCUGGAAUAUAUUUUGUUGGGCAAGACCGUUACUGAUGGGAUUUCUGGGUGGAUACGAAUGGGAAUCAAUAUCAGUGCUUCCUACCCAGCAAGUCGCUCCCAGAACCAGGCAGGGAAUUGUUCAAAGACUAAUGUCGCUGUCUUAAGCUUACCGCCGUUUCGAUCUUGGGAGAAGAUGGAGGGACAGCACUCCGAAAUCUUGCUGAGUAUGUUUCAGGCGAAGUGCAUCAGAGAACCAGAACUCUCCCGGGGUAGAACGUGA